GCUUCAGAGCCGCGCUCGCUCGCUCGCGCGCGCCCGCCAGCCCGCCCUCUCAGCGCGCGCUCGGCCGCCCGACGACGCGGGAGCCGCACGCGCCAGACGAGGCUCGCCGCGCUCAUUGCCGCCGAGCGCCGGCCCGCUGAGGCGGCGCCCUCGGUUCCCGGCCAGGAGGGAAUCUGUGGCCCCAGAGCGGAGGCGGCGGCGGGAAAGAUGAAGAACGAAAUUGCUGCCGUAGUCUUCUUUUUCACAAGGCUAGUUCGAAAACAUGAUAAGUUGAAAAAAGAAGCAGUCGAGAGGUUUGCUGAGAAAUUGACUCUAAUACUUCAAGAAAAAUAUAAAAAUCACUGGUAUCCGGAAAAACCAUCAAAAGGACAGGCCUACAGAUGCAUUCGUGUCAAUAAGUUUCAGAGAGUUGAUCCUGAUGUCCUGAAAGCCUGUGAGAACAGCUGCAUUUUGUACAGUGACCUGGGCUUGCCAAAGGAACUCACUCUAUGGGUGGACCCAUGUGAGGUGUGCUGUCGGUAUGGAGAGAAAAACAAUGCAUUCAUUGUUGCCAGCUUUGAAAAUGAGGAAGAGAACAAGGAUGAGAUUUCCAAGAAAGUGACCAGGGCCCUUGAUAAGGUUACCUCUGAUUAUCAUUCAGGGUCCUCUUCUUCAGAUGAAGAAACAAGUAAGGAAGUAGAAGUGAAACCCAAUUCAGUGGCUGCGACCCCCAGCCCCGUGUACCAGAUUUCAGAGCUGAUAUUCCCGCCUCUUCCAAUGUGGCACCCUUUACCCAGAAAAAAACCAGGAAUGUACCGAGGGAAUGGUCAUCAAAGUCACUACCCUCCUCCUGUUCCAUUUGGUUAUCCAAAUCAGGGAAGGAAGAAUAAACCAUAUCGCCCAAUUCCAGUAACAUGGGUACCUCCUCCUGGAAUGCAUUGUGACCGGAAUCACUGGAUUAAUCCUCACAUGUUAGCACCUCACUAGCUGCUUUGAUUCUUUUGGUGUCAUGUUGAGAGAAGGUAGAAUAAGCCUGACUGCAUAUUAAAAGUUCAUACUCAAAGUAGUAAAGUUAGAUGGGCUAAACCAUCAAACUUAUUUUUAUAGAGAAGUUAUUGAGAAUAAUCUUUCUUAAAAAAUAUAUAUGCACUUUAGAUAUAUUGAUAUAGUUUGAGAAACUUUAUUAAAGUUAGUCAAGUGCCUGACUUUUUAAUAUUGGACUUGAGUAUUUAUAUAUUGUGCAUCAACUCUGUUGGAUAUGAGAACACUGUAGGAGUGGACGAUCUGUUCUAGCACCUUUGAGCAUUUACUUUAUGGAGAGUAUGUAAGUUAUUUAUACACAAGGAAAUCUAUUUUAUGUCAUUGUUUAGAAGAAUUGCGUGAAAUCAUGUAGUUGCAAAUAAAAAGUAGUUUGAGGCAUGACAA
Molecule: messenger RNA, 1404 nt
Organism: Balaenoptera acutorostrata (minke whale)
Lineage: Eukaryota; Metazoa; Chordata; Mammalia; Artiodactyla; Balaenopteridae
Gene: BTG3
Product: BTG anti-proliferation factor 3
Exons: 5
Coding region: 208-966 (252 amino acids)
Biological process (GO): negative regulation of mitotic cell cycle; negative regulation of cell population proliferation
Cellular component (GO): nucleus; cytoplasm
Source: RefSeq, a predicted model, not a curated record